Molecule: messenger RNA, 1173 nt
Organism: Pezoporus occidentalis (night parrot)
Lineage: Eukaryota; Metazoa; Chordata; Aves; Psittaciformes; Psittacidae
Product: kallikrein-8-like
Exons: 6
Coding region: 14-979 (321 amino acids)
Biological process (GO): proteolysis
Molecular function (GO): serine-type endopeptidase activity
Source: RefSeq, a predicted model, not a curated record
CCCUGGAACCAUCAUGGACCCACAUUUAGGACCCGAUCCCGUUGGAGAUCCCCAUUCCCAUGCCCUGGAACCCCUCCCGGGCACUUCCUGGCUGCUGGAGGAAGGUUCCGGGAUGGGGUGCGGGCGGAGGAGCCGCUUCCUGCUCCAGCCCCACAUAAAAGGCCCCAGACGAGCGGUGCCAGGAGCAGACGCGGCCGCAUCCGCCCGGGAGGAGCCGCUCCCGCCCCGCUCCCGGUGCUCCGGCAUGAAGAUCCUGCUCCUGAUUCUCCUGGCACUGGAAGCCACAGCCUCAAGGAACGUCCUAUGGGUGAUCGAGGGCACCUCCUGUGACCUGCCCUGGCAAGCUGCCCUCUUCAAAGGAGACCGCUUCAUCUGCGGUGGGACACUGGUGGACAGGAGCUGGGUGCUGACGGCCGCCCAUUGCCACGUCCCGGGCUUCAUCAACGUGCGGUUGGGUGGCCGGAGGCACAAGGACUCGAGUGGCCCCGAGCAGAGGAGACACUCGGCCAUGGUCUUCAAGUACCCGUGGUACAACGAGAGCAACAAGGACGGGGACCUGAUGCUCAUCAAGUUCCACCUCCCCAUCCACAUCAACAAGCAGGUGAAGCCCUUGCCAUUGGCCACCCAUUGUCCAGUGCCCGGCAAGACCUGUCAGAUCUCAGGAUGGGGGUCCACCACCAGCCCAGAAGUCACCUUCCCUGAGGACCUCCAUUGCACCAAGGUGACCAUCAUCCCACAGGACCAAUGCCGGCGCAUCUACCCUGACUCCAUCACCAACAACAUGGUUUGCGCUGGUGAAUCCCGGAGCCGGGCCGACUCCUGCCAGGGUGACUCCGGGGGACCUCUCAUGUGCGAUGGACGCCUCCAAGGGAUCGUCUCUUGGGGUCCUGGUGUAUGCGGAGACCCCAAGAAACCCGGAGUCUACGUCAACCUCUGCAAGUACACGCGGUGGCUUCAGGAGACCAUGAGAAGGAAGUGAGAGCUCCCAGCCCAGCCCCACCCUGGCCAUGGGAUGGAGCCACCCCAGAGCUUCUCUUCCUGGUCCUCUUCCAUGAGGAAGGUCCCCAGAGCCGGCCGGUCCGAGCGCUGGGUGAGGAGCAGGCAGGGCUCGACCACAAGGACCCUGUGGAGAUGUUGCUGGAUGAAUAAAGAGCUGUUGGACGUGGCUUUGCA